This is a messenger RNA of Bufo gargarizans (Asiatic toad), 2070 nucleotides long. RefSeq names its product gastrula zinc finger protein XlCGF26.1-like. Gene Ontology annotation, molecular function: DNA-binding transcription repressor activity, RNA polymerase II-specific. Gene Ontology annotation, biological process: negative regulation of transcription by RNA polymerase II. Bases 1 to 1893 code for a protein of 630 amino acids. The transcript is spliced from 3 exons. NCBI's taxonomy places the organism in Eukaryota, Metazoa, Chordata, Amphibia, Anura, Bufonidae. The record is from RefSeq and is a predicted model, not a curated record.
AUGAGUGGCCCCAUCGGCGAUCCCCCGUGUAAGAGUGAGGUGGAGGAGGACAUUCCAGGAGAUGUCACCACAGAGAAUUUCAGUAAAAAUAUUAAGGGCAGUACUAUAUUAUCACAAAAUUAUCAAGAUGAAGAUGAAGAUAACCUGCAGUGCUCCUCAGGAGAAAACCUCAUUACACUUAAUGUACACCCAGUUCUUCACAGUACAGAUCUAUUAUAUAAUCCCCCUUAUCAUGAGGAGCCUUCUCCUGACCAAUUGCAGGUUGUUACCAAAAAUACAGGUCACAAAUGGGAUAAAAGGUUUCAGGGUGGUAAAGAUUCUAAAGAGAAUUCAAGACUUUCUACACACAGAAUAAUUCACACAGAAGAGCAGCCAUACUGCUGUUUAGAAUGUGGGAAAUGCUUUACAAGUAAAUCAGAUUUUCUUAAGCAUGAGAUAAUUCACACAGGAGAGAAGCCAUAUUCAUGUUCAGAAUGUGGAAAAUGUUUUACAAAAAAAUCAUAUCUUGUUAUACAUGAGAGAAUUCACACAGGAGAAAAGCCAUAUUCAUGUUCAGAAUGUGGAAAAUGUUUUACAGAUCAAUCCAGUUUCGUUAGACAUAGGAAAAUUCACACAGGAGAAAAGCCAUAUUCAUGUUCAGAAUGUGGGAAAGGCUAUGCAGAAAAAUCCGGUCUUGUUAGACAUAAGAAAAUUCACACAGGGGAAAAGCCAUAUUCAUGUUCAGAAUGUGGGAAAUGUUAUACAGAAAAAUUUGGUCUUGUUAGACAUAAAAAAAUUCAUACAGGAGAGAAGCUAUAUUCAUGUUCAGAAUGUGGGAACUGUUUUGCAUAUAAAUCAGAUCUUGUUAAACAUCAGAGAAUUCACACAGGAGAAAAUCUAUAUUCAUGUUCAGAAUGUGGGAAAUGUUUUACAAAGAGAUCACAUCUUGUUACACAUGAAAGAAUCCACACAGGAGAGAAGCCAUAUUCAUGUUCAGAAUGUGGGAAAUGUUUUACAGAUAGAUCCAGUCUCCUUAGACAUAAGAACAUUCACACAGGAGAGAAGCCAUAUUUAUGUUCAGAAUGUGGGAAAUGUUUUACAGAUAAAUCCAGUCUUGUUAUACAUAGGAGAAGUCACACAGGAGAGAAACCAUAUUCAUGUUCAGAAUGUGAGAACUGUUUUACAUAUAAAUCAGAUCUUGUUAAACAUCAGAGAAUUCACACAGGGGAGAAUCCAUACUCGUGUUUAGAAUGUGGGAAAUGUUUUACAGAUAAAUCCAGUCUUGUUAGACAUAAGAAAAGUCACAUUGAAGAGAAGCCUUAUUCAUGUUCAGAAUGUGGAAAAUGUUAUACAAGCAAAUUUCAUCUUGUUGUACAUAAGAGAAGUCACACAGGAGAGAAGCCAUAUUCAUGUUCAGAAUGUAAAAAAUGUUUUACAGAUAAAUCAUAUCUUGUUAGACAUAAGAGAAAUCAUACAGAUACAAAGCCAUAUUCUUGUUCAGAAUGUGGAAAAUGUUUUACAGAUAAAUCAAGUCUUGUUGUACAUGAGAGAAUUCACACAGGUGCAAAGCCAUAUUCAUGUUCAGAAUGUGAGAAAUGUUUUAAAGAUAAAUCUGGUUUGGUUAAACAUGAGAAAAUUCACACAGGAGAGAAGCCAUAUUCAUGUUCAGAGUGUGAGAAAUGUUUUAUUACUAAAACCAAACUUAACAUUCAUCAGAGAAAUCACACAGGAGAAAAGCCAUAUUCAUGUUCAGAAUGUGGAAAAUGUUUUACAGAUAAAUCCAGUUUUGUUAGACAUGAGAGAAUUCAUACAGGAGAGAAGCCAUAUUCUUGUUCAGAAUGUGGGAAAUGUUUUACAGAUAAAUCGAGUUUUGUUAGACAUAAGAGAAUUCAUAAAGGUGAGAAGUCAUGUUGAUGUUUUAUAUGUUGAAAAUGCAUUGUGAAAAGAAACUAAAAUUCUAAAGCUUAGCAGAUCAGAAGAAACUAUAUUGUUUUUUUAGAUAUGGGAAAUGUGAUAAGAGCAAAAAAAAUAAGUUUUUCAAACCCAUCUUAUUCUUGCUAUCAUGUAGCUUUCUUAGCUAAGAUUUGGCAA